Molecule: messenger RNA, 845 nt
Organism: Theileria parva strain Muguga
Lineage: Eukaryota; Apicomplexa; Aconoidasida; Piroplasmida; Theileriidae
Exons: 1
Coding region: 60-326 (88 amino acids)
Source: RefSeq, a predicted model, not a curated record
CCUGUCUUCAUAGUGGUGUCGUGGAGUCAUUGGAUUCAGUCAGUAGUUUUUGUUAUGAAAUGGAGGAAAAUAAAAAACAUAAAAUUUCUGGGCCAAAUUCACCUAAAAGCCAUGACAAAAAAUCACAUUCGAGGAGCAAUUCUAACUCUAUACAAUUCACGGUCAUUUCUAACAAAAACUACUCGAUUAGCAAUCACAGGAAAAAACGAAGUCGACACGAAUCUGGUAUAAAGGUAACUUGUAUUAAUUGCCAAUCAGUUUCAAUAUAUCAAAUCGGUGACUACGUCAAAUGUAGCAAGUGCAAUAGUUCCAAGUUCAGCUCUUAAGUUCUACUGGGGACUUUCUCCUCAAUAAAUUCAUCAUUCACACGCAAAAUGGUUUAAAAUGUAAAAUCACAUUAAUCCAUAAAUAAUUUAAUACAUGAAAUAUUAGUACAUUUUAAAAGUUACAUUGGAUGAUUCUCGUCAAUGGGCUCCGUGUUACAUAUGAGUUGCAGAAGCCACUUCUUGAGCAUCGGCUCCUCCUUAAGGCAUGGAUAAAAUGAUGGAUCACUGAGACAUUGUUAACACGUGGGAACUUACAUUUUCCUCAAGGGUUCCGGCAGGCAUUUACGGAGAGCGUCCCGCGCCCUCGUGUUGUCCGAUAGACGCAAAUAUGACCUUACGAUAUGCUUCAGGAUUCUUCUCGAUGGGCUUUCCAGCAGGCCCAUGACCAUGUUAUUUAACACGGAAGUUACUGCAUAGAAACGCUCCGCGGUUGCGCAAACGUAGGCGAGACCUCGGUCGUCCAUGAGUAUCUUCUGAACUAUAAAAAUCGACACCUAAAAUUAAUUUAUUUCGUGAAAC